Trichomycterus rosablanca is the source of this 2672-nucleotide messenger RNA. RefSeq names its product kinase suppressor of ras 1a (gene ksr1a). NCBI's taxonomy places the organism in Eukaryota, Metazoa, Chordata, Actinopteri, Siluriformes, Trichomycteridae. The coding region runs from base 120 to 2666 and encodes 848 amino acids. Gene Ontology annotation, biological process: Ras protein signal transduction; protein phosphorylation. The record is from RefSeq and is a predicted model, not a curated record. Gene Ontology annotation, molecular function: ATP binding; protein kinase activity. The transcript is spliced from 19 exons. Gene Ontology annotation, cellular component: endoplasmic reticulum; cytoplasm; membrane.
ACAGACCGCAGGGCCUGGACACAUACCCACGCCUGGGAGACUGGCUGCGCACCGUCAACCUAAGAGCCGAGCUCAUAGAGGUGGUGCCUGUGAAGUUGUCUUUGGAUGCCUUGCUGCAGAUGCCUGGCACUCAGGUACGAGAGACCAUGAGGAGUCUGGGUGCCACUGCGGAGGAGUGUGCCAGGCUCUGCGCUGCCCUCUCUUGCUUGAAGAGCGCCACUGAAUCAGGAAAGUGUGGUGAGGAUGGAGGCUGCUGGUUUUCUGAGCCUUGUAGACGGGACAGCGGUGGUCUCAUUUCAGCAGACCAGAUCCCCUUACUGGGCACUCUGGGACGCCCCCAUAGCCCCUCCCCCCUUGCCCGGCCUCCAACGACACCUACCACGCCUUCUGUACCUACUACCCCCCUCACGCCGUGCCCUCACCCACGCUACUCUUCCUUUAUCCCAGAGCCUCACAUUUAUCACGGCUAUGCCGAGAGCCUAACAGACCCGAGUCCCUACUACUCAUCCCGACCGGUCCGGCUACACGGCCACACCUCCACCCCGCCCAUUACCCCGCCUUCCAAGAGAAGGCACAGAUUGAAGCCACCGUGCACGCCACCGCCACCCUCGCGCAAAGUACUCCAUGUAUUGCCCAACAUCACACUUACACGUAGCAAGAGCCAUGAGAGUCAACUGGGCAACCGCAUCGAGGACACGCCUACUAGCAAGUGUGGGAAGAAAAAUAAGCUAUUCCUGAAUGUCCAGAUUAAUGGCAACAGCUGUGAAGAUUCACCAUCCCGCUCUCCCCUGCUGCCCUCUAGGACACCUGGUGUUGUGCCUGCCACCGCCCCCUACACCCUACCAGGGACGCCAACCCUGCUGGAAGAGCACGGUGGUCUGAGAAAUAACAUCACAGUCCACCGCAGCUCUCCACAAGCUGUAAGAAGAGACAUCGGCCUGUCUGUCACUCACAGGUUCUCCACUAAGUCAUGGCUCUCCCAGACGUGUCAGGUGUGCCAGAAGAACAUGAUCUUUGGAGUAAAGUGCAAAUCUUGCAGGUUAAAAUGUCACAAUAAAUGUACGAAAGAGGCUCCUUCCUGUCGAAUAUCAUUCCUCCCGAUCACUAAGAUCCGGAGGACUGAGUCCGUACCUUCAGACAUCAACAACCCUGUGGAUCGGCCGGCCGAAGCACCACAGUUUGGCACUUUACCAAAGGCAAUAACCAAGAAGGAUCAUCCACCUGUACUGAAUCAGCUAGACUCCAGCAGUAACCCGUCCUCCACCACGUCCUCUACGCCGUCAUCUCCAGCACCGUUUCAGCAAAGCAACCCACCUAGCGCUACCCCACCGCCAAACCCCUCACCCAAAAACCACCGCGACAACCGCUUUCACUUUCCCGCUGCCCACUACUUUCAGCAUAGACAGCAGUUUAUCUUCCCCGAUGUGUCCAGCUGCAACACUCUGCACCCAGAAGGCCUACCAGACACAGUAAAUGAGACGGACCCAUCAGAGGAGGAGGAGCAUGCUGAACUGGCAGAGCAUGAAGACGAGGUAGGAGCUGAGGAAGAAGAAGAUGAGGAUGCUGAAGUGGAGGAACAAGAUGAACCAGAUGAAGAUGAUGAGGACAGGCAGGAUGAGGAUAACGAGGAGGAUGAAGAGAGCUUCGAGGAGCAGAAUGAAGCCUCAGAGGGUGAGGGGGACAUGGACGAGCUGGAUGACCUGCCCAGUUCGCGAGGCAGUGGACCCUGGAAAGGUCCCGUUUCACGCAAGGCCAGUCAGACCAGCGUCUACCUGCAGGAGUGGGACAUUCCGUUUGAGCAGCUCGACCUGGGUGAGCUGAUCGGUAAGGGACGUUGGGGACGGGUGCACCGAGGCCGCUGGCACGGCGAGGUGGCUAUCCGCCUGCUUGAGAUAGAUGGGAACAACCAGGACCACCUCAAGCUUUUCAAGAAGGAAGUCAUGAACUAUAGGCAGACGCGCCAUGAAAAUGUGGUGCUGUUCAUGGGUGCUUGCAUGGCACCACCACAUCUGGCCAUCAUCACCAGCUUCUGUAAGGGCCGGACGCUGUACUCUGUUGUAAGAGAUCCAAAGAACAUACUUGACAUUAAUAAGACGAGGCAAAUUGCCCAGGAGAUUGUGAAGGGAAUGGGCUACCUGCAUGCAAAGGGCAUUGUUCACAAAGAUCUAAAAUCAAAGAACGUCUUUUACGACACUAACAAGGUGGUGAUCGCAGAUUUUGGCCUUUUCGGGAUCUCUGGAGUGGUUCAAGAAGGAAGGCGGGAGAAUGAGCUAAAGCUUCCUCAUGGCUGGAUUUGCUACCUGGCACCUGAGAUUGUGUGCAAGAUGAGUCCUGGCAAUAACGAGGAUCGCCUUCCCUUUUCCAACGCAGCCGAUGUCUAUGCUUUUGGGACUAUUUGGUACGAGCUACAAGCCAGAGACUGGCCGAUCACCAACCAACCGGCGGAGGCUACGAUCUGGCAAGUGGGUAGUGGAGAAGGCAUCAAAAAAUUGCUGGCAGAGAUCAGCCUGGGCAAAGAGGUCACGGAGAUCCUCUCAGCAUGCUGGGCGUAUGACCUGCACGAACGGCCCACGUUCACACUGCUGGCUGAUAUGCUGGAGAAACUUCCCAAGCUCAACCGCAGGCUCUCGCACCCUGGACACUUCUGGAAAUCUGCAGAGUUGUAGGUGAAA